Molecule: messenger RNA, 2069 nt
Organism: Syzygium oleosum
Lineage: Eukaryota; Viridiplantae; Streptophyta; Magnoliopsida; Myrtales; Myrtaceae
Product: MLO-like protein 2
Exons: 15
Coding region: 166-1866 (566 amino acids)
Biological process (GO): defense response
Cellular component (GO): membrane
Source: RefSeq, a predicted model, not a curated record
AAUUCUCUCUUCAAUAACACAAACACUAGCCAGGAGCUCCAAAUACUUUAGUGGAAGAAGAGAAGAGAACCCAUCAAACUCUUCUAGGAACUAAUAUUUCCUUUUGUCGAAAUUUUUUCUUGAUCAUCAGAGAGAGAGCGAGAGAGAGAGAGAGAGAGAGAGAGAAUGUCAGGAAAGCCAGACAAAGAGUACGAGCGGACAUUGGAGGAGACAUCGACAUGGAGUGUGGCGGUCGUGUGCUUCAUCUUGCUCGCCAUCUCCAUCUUCAUCGAACAUGUCAUUCACCUCCUGGGCAAGUGGCUAACAAAUAAACGCAGGCGAGCCCUUGUUGAAGCCCUUGAAGUGGUUAAAUCAGAGCUUAUGCUACUGGGGUUCAUAUCCUUGCUCCUUACGGUGUUUCAAGAUCCCAUUUCGAGAACAUGCGUUUCGAGUAAUGUCGCAUCCACGUGGCGCCCUUGUAGCAAGGAGGAGGAGAGCUCCAAGAGUUCUAGUAAAGGACGGAGACUCCUUGACUUUUCCGAUAUCGGGUCCAUCACGCGGCGGAGUUUGGCCACCAAGGGAUACGACAAAUGCACGGAAAAGGGGAAGGUUGCGUUUGUGACAGCAUAUGGAAUACACCAGCUACACAUAUUCAUCUUUGUCUUAGCCAUAUUUCAUGUGCUCUACUGCAUCACAACUUUGGCUCUCGGCACCUUUAAGAUGAGAAAGUGGAAACUGUGGGAAAAUGAGACAAAGACAGCUGAAUACCAAUUCUAUAAUGAUCCAGAGAGGUUUAGGUUUACAAGAGACACAUCAUUUGGGAGAAGACACUUGAGCUUUUGGAGCCGUUCACCAAUUUCCCUUUGGAUUGUGUGCUUCUUCAGACAAUUCUUUGGAUCAGUCACAAAGGUUGACUACAUGGCACUGAGACAUGGCUUUAUCAUGGCACAUUUAGCACCCAACAAUGCAGCCGCGUUUGACUUCCAGAAGUACAUUCGCAGGUCGCUCGAAGAGGAUUUUAAAGUGGUUGUUGGGAUAAGUCCCACGAUAUGGUUCACUGCAGUGUUGUUCCUGCUGUCCAAUACACAUGGGUGGUACUCUUACCUGUGGUUGCCAUUCAUUUCUUUGAUAAUAAUUCUGAUGGUAGGAACCAAGCUACAAGUUAUUAUCACAGAAAUGGGACUAAGAAUUCAAGAGAGAGGGGAUGUGAUUAAGGGUACAGUGCUGGUUCAGCCAGGCGACGAGCUUUUCUGGUUUGGUCGGCCGCGUUUUGUCCUCUUUUUAAUUCACUUUGUCCUGUUUCAGAAUGCUUUUCAACUAGCUUUCUUCGCCUGGAGCACGUGGCAAUUCACCUUGCGGAGUUGCUUCCACAAGAAACUUGAAGACAUCAUCAUCAGAAUUUCAAUGGGGGUCAUCAUACAGGUUUUGUGCAGUUAUGUGACUUUGCCACUCUAUGCCUUAGUGACCCAGAUGGGAUCCACCAUGAAACCCACCAUCUUCCACGAUCGAGUGGCAACUGCACUAAAAAACUGGCACCACUCAGCGAGGAGGCAUGUCAAGCACAGCCAACACUCAAAUAAUACCCCAACACCCUUUGCAAGCAUGCCAGCAACUCCAGAGCAUGGCUCGUCGCCGAUCUGUCUCUUGCACAACUACCAACAGAGGAGCCUCAAUAGUCCUCACGGUUCUCCGAGGAAAUCUGAUGCCGAAAACGAGGAGUGGGCAGUUAUAGGCUUACAAUCCCCACAGAACCAGGAAGUUGAUGAUGUGCCUCGGAGCAGGCAUUUGGAUACCACAGGGCAAGAGGAAUCGACCCGACAACCAAACUCUACUCAUAAUCAACAUGAAAUUGACAUAACGCCAUCUGAUUUCUCAUUUCGGAAGUGAUCUUAGUGGUGUUGAUUGAUAGUUAGCUGCAAUGCAUCUUACUUAGAGAUUUGUACACUUCUGUACAAGAGAGCUACUGUAAAAGGAUGUUCAAGCAAUAGGCCAAGUGGAUAUGGCAGGGUUAAUAUUACUGUUAGAAUACAUGGAUUAUCGAUAUGUAGUUUCUAUACUAAUUCUGUAAAGGAAAUUUAAGUACGUUUUAG